AUGGCUAGUUGCCCAUUCCAGAAGCUGUGCUGGGUGCACCCAGUUGAUGAUCAGCCACCAUUUCUAGUUACAGCCUCAGGUCCGCUUCUGAUAUCUCUUGACUCUAAAGAUGGAUCUGUCUUGAGUCAAUGGCCAAAGCAAGACGAGACUACUCAGCACAAGUACUCUCAAGAAUCAACCGAAAAUGGCGAGCGAUCCACAAAACGUCAAAAACUGGAUACAGACGACCAUGUCGCUCUAUCUCGCCAGACCUCCCAAGAUUCAAUUGAGAUCAUUUCAGAACGAAAGAAGGGAGAGCGACGAAAGCCCAAGGUCGAGACCACAAAGCAGCCCAACUUUUCACAUUUAGUUGCUACUAGCGAUGGAACCACGGUCGUUGGUGUGAUGACGGAGGACAAGUCAAUCAAUGUUUUCCAAGUCCUCUCGGCGGGGGAACUCAGUCUGCAGAGCAAAAGAUCCAUGCCAAAGCGGAUGUGUGCGAUCAUACUGACACCUGACGAGAAGACCAUCUUGGUCGGCGAUAAAUUUGGGGACGUGUAUUCGUUGCCGCUACAUCCUGCAGAAGACUGGGUGGCUCAAAAGUCCGAGCAAAAGGAAGUGUUCAUUCCUUCCGCAACAGAACUUACCGUCCAUACGAAGGGUAAUCUCGAAGCGCUACGUCAACAACGCGAGCAGAAGAUCCGUAAUCCAAAGAAAGAAGGACCAGAUUUCGAACACAAGCUCCUGUUGGGCCACGUAUCCCUGUUGACAGAUGUUGUAAUCGCUGAGAUACAGGAUGGCUUGAAGCGGAAACAGUUCAUUCUAACUUCCGAUCGAGACGAGCAUAUCCGAGUCUCUCGUGGGGUGUCUCAAGCUCACAUCAUAGAGGCUUAUUGUAUGGGCCACCGGGAGUUUGUCAGUUGCCUGUCCAUCAUGCCCUGGAAGUCGGAGUACUUGGUGGCUGGUAGUGGUGAGCCAUCUCUAAAGGUCUUUGAUUGGCAGAACGGACGCUUGCUAGAUGAGGAGUUAUUCCACGGGGCUGUUCAACAGGACAUCACCAAUGCACUGCCUGAAGCCGACGAGGGUCGUACAGUAGACCGUCUGGCGGUCACUGGAAUUUGGCCCAUUCACUAUAGCGCUGCUCAAAACUCACCAAACACCAGCCAGCCUCCACACAUUCUCCUUGUAGCGUUGGAAGGUUUACCGCUUCUUCUGAGCUACAAGCUUGAUGAUUAUGGAAAGCUGCUACACCACCAGACUCUGACUCUGGCAGGGAAUAUUUUGGAUGUAGGAAUUGGACCUGCACUAUGGGAUAUUGUAGUCAGCAUCGACACGGUGCAUCGUCCUGGUUCUGUCAAGACACUUCGACCAGAAGAAACACCAGCUCCAGAGCUAUUCGAGACCUUUGAGUUGUUCUCGAAUCUAGACGACAUGAAUGACUCGACUGAACAGCUGGAGCAUUAUACCGAGCUGCGGUGGGAGCGCUCAAGCUAUGCAAUGCUACUGAACAACGCGGCGGCAGCAGUGGAGAGAAUCAAGGUCUCAACGGAACCUCCUCCACAGUCCAAAGGUGUAUACGGCGCGGUUGGGGAGGUGCUCUACGGGUUGGAGAACUUGCGAAAGAAGAGCCAUGGUGAGGCGAAUGUGGAUGGAGAAGAGCCACUGGAGGAGGCCAUUGUCGAAGCAGAAAUGGGCACAACGCCUGAGCCGAUCAUAGCAGAGCAGGUCCAUGUAUAA
Messenger RNA from Exophiala bonariae, 1716 nucleotides. RefSeq lists its product as uncharacterized. Gene Ontology annotation, cellular component: tRNA methyltransferase complex; cytosol; nucleus. The transcript is spliced from 3 exons. Gene Ontology annotation, molecular function: protein binding. Gene Ontology annotation, biological process: tRNA modification; RNA (guanine-N7)-methylation. The record is from RefSeq and is a predicted model, not a curated record. NCBI's taxonomy places the organism in Eukaryota, Fungi, Ascomycota, Eurotiomycetes, Chaetothyriales, Herpotrichiellaceae. Bases 1 to 1716 code for a protein of 571 amino acids.